Molecule: messenger RNA, 2789 nt
Organism: Paramecium pentaurelia
Lineage: Eukaryota; Ciliophora; Oligohymenophorea; Peniculida; Parameciidae
Source: the annotation of a GenBank genome assembly
AUGAGUUUAGAAAAGACUUGUAUUAUUAUUUUUGAUGAAAAAGAGGAAAUUCCUUUACAAAUAGAAAUUGAUGAUACGAAUACUAAAUAAUAUUUAAUUUAACCAUUAACAAUAGACAAAGUUGAUCUCACUAGAAUCAUUUCUAAACAUCAACAAAUUCAACUUUAGAAAAAAAUAGACUUAAUGAAAAAACUUUUAGAAUUAAACGAAUAAAAACUUGAAUAAACAAUGAAGAUUACUUAAAAUAUUGGAAAUUUUCUACCAGAUUUUGUUUUUGGUCCUAAGUAACUUUAAAUAAAUGAAGGGUAAUAUGAAUUUUACAAAAAUUUUUGUAAUGAAAAAAAGGAAUUGUAAGAGAAAUAUAUUAGCAAAAAAUAGAUAAAUUCAGAUAAUCAAGGAUCAAAUGUGUCAAUAUUAAUAUAUUCAGGAGAAAGCUAUUAGGAUUUAACUAAAUAAAUAAAUUAUUAUAAUAAAGUAGACAUAAAAAUAAAUCCAAUUAUAUUGAUAAAUGGUAAAACAGCAUUUAAGUAGUUAAUGAAAUCAAAGUAGGAAUUAUUUUUAGAUUUUUAUUAAAACUAAUAUCAUGCAUUUCAUUAAAAAUUUAUGACAUCGAAUUACCAUAGUUUAUAUUUCCAGAUAGAAGGAUAAAAUGGAUAUUAUUUUGUUUUUCCUUAAGAAUUAAAUAAGUUGGAUUUAAUUAAAUGGAUUUAUUAAGGAAUUCUAAAAUUUAUAUAGCCAAAAUUUGCUGAGAUUAAAUCUAGUAAUUAAACAUAUCUUGAUAAUUUAAAUAUAUUAUAACUUUUUGAAAUUUUGGAGAAUGAGGAUAUGUAUUUUGGAAUUUAAUGUUUAAAGAAAAUUAUAUAUGAUGGAAGUUUAUAAUAUAAUUUUCUUGGAGAUUUUACAGAUAUUGCUCUUAAUCUAGAUAAUAUGUAUAAAAUCAAAUAAUUUCAUGAUCCACUCUCUUGUAUUUAUAAGUGGGAAAAAAUAGAAAAUUUUGUAGAUAAUUAUAUUAAUAGGCUUAUGAAAGAACAGUUCUCUAAUACAUGGGUAGUUGGAUAUAAUUCUAUUUUACCUAAACUUAUGUUUGAAGAUUCUAAUAAAGAAUUAAAGAUUAUCACAAAAUACAUUAGUGAAUAAUAAUUCAAAUAGAAUUAAUUUGAAACAGUAUUUAAUUAAUUUUGUGAAAUCAAUUAAAACAUCAACCAUUAAUUGAGAAAAUGCAGAUUUAGUUUGUCUGGAAAUGUAUUCUAAUGGUUCAUAUCAAAAGUCUUAUUUCUUAACAAUUAUUUUGCAAUUUCAGUUUGUAAAUCAAUUUUCUUAAUUUAAUUUUAGGUUUCUUUUUCUCAUUUUAAUGUCCUUACUAAGUUAUCUAUAACUUUUUUGGUUAAUCUGUUGGAUAUACAGCAAUAGCUGUUCUUCUACCCAUUAUGUAUGCUGUUAAUGUCAUCCUUUUUCUUUUAUUAACUUAAUUAUAUCAUUUUAAAGAUAAAAUAAUUCAAAAAAAUUAAAAUUAAGAAAUUGCAAUAAUGGGAUAAAAGAAUAACAACUAAUAAUGUUUUGAUUUUAAGAUUUCAGUAGAUUCUGAAAAUGUUGAUGUGUUAUAUACACAAAACCAAGCUCAACGAUAUUAAAUUAAUGUUGAAGUUUAAGAAGAUGAAUAUUUUAAAAAUGCCACAUAUUCUAUGAAUAAGGAAUUAUUAACUUAGAGUGAAUUGUAUUUUUUAUAUCAAUUCCCUUAGUUAAAAUACAUAAGUUUUUAUGUUAACAUUUUAAUUGAAAUUUAAAAUUAUUUAGAUUUUGGAAUUUUCGUCUUUAUUUUUAUUAAUAUAAUCUUUAUACAUGGUGAAAUACUACUUAAUUAAUAAACUGAAUUUCAAAUAAUAUUGAUAAUAUUGGCAUUCUUAGUAUUAUUAUACCAUUUAAUUAUGAGAAGAUUAGGAAUAUUUUAGAGUAUUUUUAAAUUUUCAUUGUUAUCAUAUUUUUGGCAAUUUCUUUAAUUACCUAAACAUUCUAAUUCAGUUAUUUAGAAAAUUAAUUAAAAAAAAAAGCUUGGAACACAACUAUCUAUUAAUUUUAUUCUAUUUUAUACUUUUAUAUCAAUUGAGUCAUAUUAUAAUUAUUCUGGCUAUAUAUUGAUUGGAAUUUUAGGAUAUUUGUCGAGUAUAUAUUUAAUUUUAGGUUUUUUUUCAAUUAUUUCAAAAUGCUGUUUUACUUGUAACAUUCCACCAAAAGGUGAAACUUUCGAAGCGAUAUUAGAAUGUGAAUUAAAAUUUGAAAAUGAUAUAUAAAAUACCCUUAUUGAUAAAACACGAAACCUUGUUGCUCGUACAAAUAAGGUCAAAAAUACUAAGUAAGAUUAAAUGCAGUUUACUUAAUUUAUAAAAAAUCAUACAGAUAUAACCAAUUUAACAGAUACUAUAAAGAUUAAAAUUUAAGAAAAUCUUCAUUCAUAAAAUCUAAAUAAGGAUGACAUAGAUUUAAUUAGUAAUAAAAUAAAUGAAGCAGUAAAAAAAUAUUUUGAAGAAUUUGGCUAAUAGGGAUAAGGAAUAACAAAUUAAUAGUAAAACUAGAAUAAAAACUAAAAAAAUAAAAAAAAAUAAUCGACAUCAAAUACAAAUAGUAAAUUUAAAAUGGUUGAAUCUGUUCAUUCAAAUUAAACUUCUUCAGUGGAAUAAUUUUUACAUAGCAAUUAGAAUAUUGGUGCUUUAAUUAAAUAGAAUGAAAAUUCUGGUUCAUAAUUUAAUUAGAAUGAUUAUAAUGGGUCUUAACUUAGAUAAGAUGUAAAAUGA